UCGUUCAUCAGAGAUGUCUGUGGUUAUUAGAAAGAUGAUUUACACUGCAGCUGCUCCAGCCGCGAUCGGGCCCUUCAGCCAGGCUGUCGUGGUAGAUCGUACAAUGUAUAUCUCAGGACAGUUGGGCAUGGAUGUUGCCUCUGGACAGCUGGUUGCUGGUGGGGUGCAGGCCCAGGCCAAACAGGCACUUAUUAACAUGGGGGAGAUUCUGAAAGCCGCUGGAUGUGGAUAUGAAAACAUUGUUAAGACAACAGUGCUGUUGGCAGACAUAAAUGACUUCAAUAACGUUAAUGAUGUUUACAAGCAAUUUUUCAGCCAACAUUUACCAGCUAGAGCUGCCUAUCAAGUAGCUGCCUUACCCAGAGGGGGGCUUGUUGAGAUUGAAGCAGUUGCUGUAUUGGGACCCAUCACAGAUGCCUCCUUACCGUAUGACCAAAGAAUGCACAACAAAUUGUAAAUCAGUCAUAAGGAGAAAGCCGCAGCCACAAAUUAGAAAAGCAAUC
Molecule: messenger RNA, 503 nt
Organism: Myxocyprinus asiaticus (Chinese sucker)
Lineage: Eukaryota; Metazoa; Chordata; Actinopteri; Cypriniformes; Catostomidae
Product: 2-iminobutanoate/2-iminopropanoate deaminase-like
Exons: 6
Coding region: 14-457 (147 amino acids)
Cellular component (GO): cytosol
Molecular function (GO): deaminase activity
Source: RefSeq, a predicted model, not a curated record